This is a messenger RNA of Larimichthys crocea (large yellow croaker), 1043 nucleotides long. RefSeq names its product G-protein coupled receptor 4-like. Bases 1 to 855 code for a protein of 284 amino acids. Gene Ontology annotation, biological process: phospholipase C-activating G protein-coupled receptor signaling pathway; positive regulation of Rho protein signal transduction. Gene Ontology annotation, molecular function: G protein-coupled receptor activity. The record is from RefSeq and is a predicted model, not a curated record. The transcript has 3 exons. Lineage: Eukaryota; Metazoa; Chordata; Actinopteri; Sciaenidae. Gene Ontology annotation, cellular component: plasma membrane.
AUGUUACCAGAGACUAAUUGUUUCAUUUUUGUUUCUAAUAAUCUGGUUGUAGUCACAUGUAAGUCCAUAUUUAAUGUUUCUUUUCACCACCACUCUUCUAAAUAUGAUUUGCAUUAUGUUUACGCCUCGCAGGUGAGAAAUGGUCAAGUUGCUCCGAUCUACGUCAUCAACCUUCUCAUCUCUGACAUCAUUCAGCUCUGCUGCUUGAUCGCUUGGAAAGUACCAGCUGAGGUUUUGAAUUCUAAAAUUGUAAAAAUCAUUUACAGUUUCAGUCUGCUGACCAGUGUUGGCUUCAUGGUGUGUGUCUCCCUGGAAAGGUAUUUGGUCAUCGCCUGGCCACUGUGGUACCGCUUCAGACGAACCAUCAAGACCUCUGUGGUGGUCUGUGUCGUGGUCUGGGUCUUUCCUCUUGUCUUUGUCCUCAUUUCACAUUUCUCCUCUGUCUUUUGGGUCACUAUAACUGUCUAUGUUAUCUUCUAUCUCCUUCCCUUCCCACUGCUCAUAUUCUUCCUGGGUGGGACCCUCAAAGCUCUGUCUGCCAGCACUGUCCCCUCUGAUGAAAAACGAAGAAUUGUGGGAGUUUUGGUUCUGGUGCUGCUUAUUUACACACUGCUGUUCAUGCCCCACAUCAUCUGGUUACUGUCAGAGGAAGCAAAAAAUAACUUUACCUUUCCUGUACUGUCUGACAUCUUUCUGACGUUGAGUCCUCUUGCAGACUUAUUCCUGUAUGUGUUCAUGAGGAAAGGGAUCAUAGACAAGCUUUUGGCCUCUGUGUGUUGUUGCAGAAUGGACAGCAAUGAUAUCAGCAGAUCAUCAGGUAAUGAUGACAACAUUCACACAGUCAGCUCUGUGUAGGCAGAGAAAGAGGGAGAGAGAGAAAGGAGAGAAAACAGAAGGAGAAAUGUAGGCAAAUAGAAAGAAUAGAGACAAGACAGAUACUGUCAUCUACUGAUACGAUUUCCAAUCAGACACCUAACUGUAGAUAAAAGGAAGCAUUGCUUUGACUCUGCUGUGGGAGAACUGGUUGCUGGGAAAUGUUUUGG